Molecule: messenger RNA, 1300 nt
Organism: Ceutorhynchus assimilis (cabbage seed weevil)
Lineage: Eukaryota; Metazoa; Arthropoda; Insecta; Coleoptera; Curculionidae
Source: the annotation of a GenBank genome assembly
GUUGGCUGUAAUAAGGCACAGUCAAGUCCAACUCUCAAGACAAGACACUCACAAUGAACGGUUUGAUCAUCGCACUUGCUACCCUCUCCGUUGCCUAUGCCGCUCCUGGCGGUUUAGUGCUUGGAGGACACGGUUUGGGACUCGGCCUUGGCGGUCUUGGUCUUGGACAUGGAGUCGCUCUUGCCGGACCAAUCGGUCAUGGUGCCGUUCUUGCCGGACCUGUAGCUCACGGAGUCUCCGUUGUUGGACCCGCCACUCACGGAGCUGCCGUUGUAGGACCAGUUGCUGGAGGUGCUACCGUAGUAGGACCCACCGCCGGACACUCUGCUGUUAUUGGAGCUUCCGCCCAUGGCGCUGCUGUUGUAGGACCAGCUUUGGGAUUAGGACAUGGUCUUGGCUUGGGAGUAGGAGCUGUCGGUCUUGGUGGAUUAGCCCACGGUGUCUCUGUUGUCGGACCACCCACUGUCCCAGCCACCAUUGCUGGACCAUCUGGAGCCAUCCACGCUGACGGACUCUGGGGACCCACCCUUGCUCAUGGUCAUGGUGGUCAUGGUCAUUGGUAAACACCAAACCAACCCCCUUUAUCUUUUAAGCUUACCAUUCACUAAAUAUUCUUGAGAUAGUUACCAUUGGAAAACUUUUGUGGAUAGUCAACUGUAACUACAAUUAUUUUCCUUUGGAAACAUGUAUUUCAAGAAAUUUUUAGUGAGAUGGGCUACUGAUUCUUUCUGCUGUGUGACCUCUGUACUGCCUCAUGAUAUUUCUUAUGCAUAAUGUAUAUCUUGUACCAUAAUAUUUAUAAGCCAGCAUUUGCGUUCAAUAAAGAACUUUCAUUGUUAAAUACAUUUGUUUGAUCUUCCCUUCAAAAAUAAUCAGGUUUAGGAAUACUUGUCUACAAGCUUCUAGAUUCUAAUAUCUUUGAACAUCUUAACUAGCUGUUAAUGACGGUUAUUCAAAUAAUGGAAACAUGAUUAAGAUUUGAAUGUGUUGGUUGUUUUUUGAAUUCAGAUUAGGGCCAAUUUUUGUAGAUACCUGGAUCAAUUUUAAAAAAAAAAUCACAUCUACAAUCUUUCAACAUUCCCACCUUUCCCAGAGCCUCAAAAUUAUUCAAAGUCAACUUGAGAAAAAAUAAAUAAAUUUUGAUUUUGUGUUUCUGUUGCCGAAAAUCUGGUUUGAAGAACUAAAUCAUGAAAUAUUGGACAAGAGUUAGGUGAUAGGAGAUUUUUUAUUUAAACAUUCUCGUAGAACUUGUUAUUUUCUAGUACAUAUUUUUAAAAAGGCACCUAAACCAAAUGUGUUA